Myotis lucifugus (little brown bat) is the source of this 2791-nucleotide messenger RNA. RefSeq names its product pantothenate kinase 2 (gene PANK2). The record is from RefSeq and is a predicted model, not a curated record. Gene Ontology annotation, biological process: coenzyme A biosynthetic process. The transcript has 7 exons. Gene Ontology annotation, molecular function: pantothenate kinase activity; ATP binding. Gene Ontology annotation, cellular component: cytosol; nucleus. The coding region runs from base 340 to 1683 and encodes 447 amino acids. Lineage: Eukaryota; Metazoa; Chordata; Mammalia; Chiroptera; Vespertilionidae.
CUCCACCCACGCGUCCAUAGGGCGGCGCCGCCAUCGCUCCCCUGUCAGCCCCACCGCCUUUUCCUCCUCCGCCGAUCCCGGAUCCCCUCCCCCGCUCCCUGCACCGCCCCCCGCCCCGUCCUGAGAGUCUUUCAUUGGACGAACUUGCAGUCAAUCCGCCUCGAGCCAGGGAGCCGAUUGGACACGAGGCCUGCGGGCUGCCCCCAGCCCGCUGGGAUUGGCUUGCUGCGCGUUGUCGCAACGGAAGAGGCGGCCGGUCGAGGGUGCGCCUCUGCUCCGGCUGGACUCGCCGAGGAGGCAGCGAGGGGCUGGCUUGGGCGGCAGCAGCGGCUGCUGCGGAUGGGAGCGGGCCGGCUGCGUGCGCCCAUGGAGCGCCACGGCAGGGCCGCCGCUCCCUCCGCCUCGUCGACCCGGGAACCGGCGCCCGAGGAGCCAGAUGGGCGGGGGCAGGAGCCGCUGCGGCGCCGGGCGAACAGCACGUCGGUCCCCGCGGCCGGGACCUCGGCGGAGGGAGCCAGGCGGGACCGGCACGGCUCCUACAGCGGCGCUACCUCGGCCUCCCGCCAGCGCGUGGAAAGCCUGAGGAAGAAGCGGCCGCUUUUUCCAUGGUUUGGCUUGGAUAUUGGUGGAACCCUAGUCAAGCUGGUUUAUUUUGAACCCAAAGAUAUCACUGCUGAAGAAGAAGAGGAAGAAGUGGAAAGUCUUAAAAGCAUUCGGAAGUACCUGACCUCCAAUGUGGCUUAUGGGUCCACGGGUAUUCGGGAUGUGCACCUGGAGCUGAAGGACCUGACUCUGUGUGGACGCAAAGGCAAUCUGCACUUUAUACGCUUUCCCACUCAUGACAUGCCUGCUUUUAUUCAAAUGGGCAGAGAUAAAAACUUCUCAAGUCUCCACACUGUCUUUUGUGCCACUGGAGGUGGAGCGUACAAAUUUGAGCAGGAUUUUCUCACAAUAGGUGAACUUCAGCUUUGCAAACUUGAUGAACUAGAUUGCUUAAUAAAAGGAAUUUUAUACAUUGAUUCAGUUGGAUUCAAUGGACGGUCACAGUGCUAUUACUUUGAAAACCCUGCUGAUUCUGAAAAAUGUCAGAAGUUACCGUUUGAUUUGAAAAAUCCAUACCCUCUGCUUCUGGUGAACAUUGGCUCUGGGGUUAGCAUCUUAGCAGUAUAUUCCAAAGAUAAUUACAAGCGCGUCACUGGUACCAGUCUUGGAGGAGGAACUUUUUUUGGUCUCUGCUGUCUGCUUACUGGCUGUACCACUUUUGAAGAAGCUCUUGAAAUGGCAUCUCGUGGAGAUAGCACCAAAGUGGAUAAACUAGUCCGGGACAUUUAUGGAGGGGACUAUGAGAGGUUUGGACUGCCAGGCUGGGCUGUGGCUUCAAGCUUUGGAAACAUGAUGAGCAAGGAGAAGCGAGAGGCUGUCAGUAAAGAGGACCUCGCCAGAGCAACUUUGAUCACCAUCACCAACAACAUUGGCUCGAUAGCAAGAAUGUGUGCCCUUAAUGAAAAUAUUAACCAGGUGGUAUUUGUUGGAAAUUUCUUGAGAAUUAAUACGAUCGCCAUGCGGCUUUUGGCAUAUGCUUUGGAUUAUUGGUCCAAGGGACAGUUGAAAGCACUUUUUUCGGAACACGAGGGUUAUUUUGGAGCCGUUGGAGCACUCCUUGAGCUGUUGAAGAUCCCCUGAUCAUUACCUGGGGAGGGGGUUCCUGGAACCUUCCACAAUGGGAUCUGUGAACUUUUGUUUUUUUUAAGAGACUUACUUAAUUUUAUGAUUGUGUAUUACCUGAAUCAAAGCAAGAAAGGACAAGUGGAUUUUUCUAAGUCAUCAAGACAAACCCUUAAAAAUUCAGCCUAAACUAGUAACCAGUAAGGAAUGACAUAUAUGUAUAUGUGUAUAUAUAUAAAGUGGACCAUGUCCAUGGCAGUGAGGAUUGGCUAUAAUACCUGCUAUAUAUUUUUGAAACUCAGUGUCACUCACUGGAGCCACUUCAGGGGAGAGCUAUUCUGUGUUCAGCAUACUGUGUUUUGGGAUCCUGUUGAACUUGCUAAAUGUAAGGAAAGCUACUAUGUGUUAUAUAAUCUAAUCACAGUUUUGACAAUAUGGCCUUGGAGAUCAUCUCCUGUGCAUUAACUCCGGUGAGCAUUUAGCCUUUGUGUGAACAUAUUGAAAAAUGUUUUAUUUCAAGGUUCUGCAAACUUAAUUGGGCAGGUUAGUUCAAUACCUGUAACUUGGACAAUUGAGCAACUUUUAGAAGGACAAUUGCAGGUUACUUUAUACCAUAAAUCCUAGGAAGGUCUCUUUGGAAAGACAAGAUUUCCUCCGUGAACAGAAUUACCUUGAGUAUUGGGCUGAUGGAAGUAAGCUACUACAAAAGACAUAAUCUGGAAAACUAAAACCAGACAAAAGGGACUGCUUUUUUUUCUUCCCCAGGGAACUGGGGAGAGAAUCUGGUUACACUUUUAGGCAAGUAGAAACCAAGGAAUUGAGGUGUCCAUUAACUUAUGGGGAGCAGGGCGAGGUUCUUCCCACCUUUCUCACCCACUCCUGGUCUUGGCACUUAGCAGCCCCAGGUGCAGCCCUGAUUUCUCUGGUAGGCUGGCUCAAAAGGCAGCUUGAGAGACAGGUUUUGAGCUGAGUAUUAAUAUAGAUUGACUUUGGACCUUUUCUUUCUGCUGUGCAGAAUAACUUUUAAAAACCUUUCCCUUAGAGAUUGAACUAUGUUUGUGUCUUACUUUGUGUCUUAUUUGGUGCCUGCAUCGCUGUUGAAGGCAAUGAAGGUUUGUAUAAAGUG